Didymodactylos carnosus is the source of this 275-nucleotide messenger RNA. NCBI's taxonomy places the organism in Eukaryota, Metazoa, Rotifera, Eurotatoria, Philodinida, Philodinidae. The record is from the annotation of a GenBank genome assembly.
AUGGCAUUUGAACCGAAUCUGUUUGAGUUAUCCUCUGUCUCGAUACAACAUUCUACACACGAUGAUACAUCAACUUCAAAUCCGCCGAUAGUAAAAGAAAACAUUUAUUUGGAUGAACUUUGUGUGAAUGAGUUAAGCUUUAUUAAAUCAAAUUCACUAUUACGUGAUACACAGACAACAUUUAAUUGUACCACUCAAUCACCUUAUGAUGAAGUAAAUGCUAGUGUACCAAUUAUUAAUGAUGAUAAAAUGCCAUAUUUAACAUUUCGAACUGU